Molecule: messenger RNA, 1842 nt
Organism: Malania oleifera
Lineage: Eukaryota; Viridiplantae; Streptophyta; Magnoliopsida; Santalales; Ximeniaceae
Product: endoplasmic reticulum oxidoreductin-1
Exons: 10
Coding region: 194-1645 (483 amino acids)
Biological process (GO): protein folding in endoplasmic reticulum
Cellular component (GO): endoplasmic reticulum; endoplasmic reticulum membrane
Molecular function (GO): thiol oxidase activity; FAD binding; protein-disulfide reductase activity
Source: RefSeq, a predicted model, not a curated record
AUUGUGAUUGAUUCUAUUUGAUAUUUAAUUUAAUUUAAUGCAUCGGUAACAGUUUGUCGUCGCCAAAGGGUACAAAAGAAGACCGGCAAUGAAUUUCUACUAUUAAUAAUUUCUACUUGUGCGUUUCAUCCUUCCGUUUCAUGUUUAUUCUGAGGGGCGGGGUUUCUGUGUGUGUUUCUUUCUGAUUUUUGGGAUGGUCACGAAGGCUGAGAGCAGAGACAAGAAGAUGAUGAAGACAAGGAAAGAGAGCAGUUGGAGAUGGGGAUUGAUGGUGGGGGCUCUCGUAUCUGUCUUGCUCGCCGCAGCAUUCGCCUCUAGGGCCGCUCCUAAAAUCUCUGUCUUCUUCAACAACCACCAUCACAAGUCCUGCCACUGCUCUGAGGAUUCGCGGAAGUAUACCGGCAUAGUUGAGGACUGUUGUUGCGACUAUGAGACUGUAGAUAGUCUUAAUGGGGAAGUUUUGCAUCCCUUGCUCCAAGAGCUUGUUACAACCGCAUUUUUUCGAUAUUUUAAGGUUAAGCUACAGUGCGACUGCCCUUUCUGGCCUGAUGAUGGUAUGUGCCAUUUGCGUGACUGCAGCGUUUGUGAAUGUCCAGAGAAUGAAUUUCCUGAACCUUUCAAGAGCCCAUUCCGUCAUCAUGGUCUUCCACCUGACAAUUUGGUGUGUCAGGAGGGAAGGCCGCAGGCCACGGUUGACCGCACCCUUGACAAUAAAGCUUUCAAAGGCUGGGUAGAAACAGAUAAUCCAUGGACAAAUGAUGACGAGACAGAUAACGAUGAGAUGACAUACGUAAAUCUUCAACUGAACCCUGAACGUUACACAGGCUAUACUGGCCCAUCUGCCAGAAGGGUAUGGGAUGCUGUCUAUUCAGAAAAUUGUCCAAAAUAUUCAUCUGGAGAGAUUUGCCCAGAGAAGAAAGUAUUAUACAAAUUAAUAUCUGGUCUUCACGCUUCAAUUUCAGUCCACAUUGCUGCUGAUUAUCUCCUUGAUAAAAGUAUUAAUCAGUGGGGUCAAAAUCUCGAGUUGAUGUAUGAUCGCGUUUUAAGGUACCCAGAACGUGUUAGAAAUUUGUACUUCACUUUUCUCUUUGUUCUUAGAGCUGUGACAAAAGCAGCAGAUUAUCUGGACCUCGCUGAAUAUGAUACUGGAAACUCUGUGGAGGACCUGAAAACACAGUCAUUGGUGAGGCAGCUGCUUUACAAUCCCAAACUCCAGGCUGCAUGUCCACUUCCGUUUGAUGAAGCGAAGUUAUGGCAAGGCCAAAGUGGACCUGAGCUGAUGCAGCAGAUUCAAAAGCAAUUUAAAAAUAUUAGCGCUUUGAUGGACUGCGUGGGCUGUGAGAAAUGUCGACUCUGGGGGAAGCUUCAAGUUCUUGGUCUUGGUACUGCAUUAAAGAUUCUGUUUUCAGUUGAUGAUCAAAAACAUCCAGUACAACCUAUGCUGUUGCAGAGAAAUGAAGUGAUUGCGUUGGUUAACUUGCUUAAUCGACUCUCGGAAUCUGCGAAGUUGGUGCAUGAAAUGGGGCCUUCAGUUGAAAAGAUUAUGGAAGGGCAGGUUCCCGAACCUCCUGCGCAAGAGAUCUGCAUAUUGCAAAGAAUAUGGCAGUCAGUAGUUGGUCUUUGGUUAGGGGAAUUGACAUUGUGAUCAGUCAUGACUUCAGAAGCAGUUUAAAUUAUUAUACGCACAUGUGAACAAUUCAGAGCUCUAGAAAUAGGAGAGUUUUUGGAGGCAUAGGAGAAGAGCAGAAUGGCGGAAUUAGAAAAUAAUCAUAUGAUUCCAAUAUGUGGGGUCUUUAAAUUGUUGGUUAUCAUAAUUUAUCUGUCAUGUUAAAGCUCUCAAAA